AUGAUUGAGACCGUCAAAUGCUCCGAUGCUUUCGAAGAACCCGGUGUUAUAAACAUAACCUGUGAUAUUGAAACAAGUGAUACCGUGAACACAUUUCGUGAUGUGAAAAUUGUUCGAAUACAAGAUACUUUAUGCAAUUCUAAACGUGUGAUACUGUACCCGUAUGACUGCGAACAUAUCAUCGUUUGUGAUAAAAAGAAUCACUUCAAUUCAGUUAAGGAAGUGAGAGCAUGUGACAACAAUGCAUGCUAUGACGACCAAUCUGAAACAUGCAGUCCGUGUUCGCCAUCAAGAGGUUGUCCAAUAACAGACAUUUUCUUCAGUGACAGACAUUCAACUACUAUUGGGGGACAACUUGACAUUGUCUGUAUCGUGGAAGACUUUAAAGGGCUUACUGACAUUAAGAUCACAGGGACUAAUGAAGAGUCUGUAUCGUCAAUCAAAUCAGGAGAUAAUAUUCCGGAUUUCAACACAAUAUCGAAUGCGACCUAUGUGAAUGAAACGCAUGGAAUGCUCACAAUACAUGUAGUAUUCCUUCAGUGCCAUGAUAAAACGACAUAUCUCUGUAGUCCAGAAGGAACUGGAGAUGUACAGUCAGAAAACGAAAUAAACCUUGACUAUAAUUUUUGA
Molecule: messenger RNA, 630 nt
Organism: Ruditapes philippinarum (Manila clam)
Lineage: Eukaryota; Metazoa; Mollusca; Bivalvia; Venerida; Veneridae
Exons: 3
Coding region: 1-630 (209 amino acids)
Source: RefSeq, a predicted model, not a curated record